Messenger RNA from Melozone crissalis (California towhee), 3239 nucleotides. Its product is annotated as maestro heat-like repeat-containing protein family member 6. The transcript is spliced from 14 exons. The coding region runs from base 675 to 2696 and encodes 673 amino acids. The record is from RefSeq and is a predicted model, not a curated record. Gene Ontology annotation, cellular component: cytoplasm. Lineage: Eukaryota; Metazoa; Chordata; Aves; Passeriformes; Passerellidae.
AGUGCACCGUGGUCACCGUGGGAUGGAACAGGCCAGAGCGUGCAAGGGUGACCCUUUGUGACACGUCGUGCUGUAGGUGCUGGUGACACCACGGCCACGCCACAGUGCUCAGUGCACACUGUGGAACAGAGCAGUGCUGUGAGGAGUCCCCACACAGCCACGUUGUUCCUUGCUUUUCCAGGCGUUCUCUGUGGAGGUCACCUUGAGGCCACACUGUGGGUCUCAGUGACCCAGAGCCUUCCCAAGGUUUCUCUGCUGCAGGUGCCCUGAAGGGCAGUGUGUCAGACUUGCUGACCAGAGCCUUUACAAAAUGUUUCUUGUCACUGUGGCAGGAGGCCUUCAGGCCAGGCUGCAGGACUUAGUGUCCUGCAGCUGUUCCAAGCCUUCCCUAUUGUAGCUUUCUUCAAGGCACAGCUGCAGCCCUCACUGCCCUGCAGCUUUCCCAAGGCGUCUGUCCUGCAACUUGCCCUUAAUCCCGACAUAGACAUGGCAGAGAGACCUCCCAACACACCCAAGAAGGUGGAGAAUUGCCCUUGUGGCGCCGCACUCCAGCGACGUGCUGACUUGGAGCAGCUGCAGCUGCUGCAGAAGAGUGAGUGAAAGAGCUGGGCCACAGGGCUGGCCUGCAGCCAGCUCCACCCUGCCCCAUCCCAUCCCAUCCCUUCCCUGCGGACAUGCCCAUGGAUAGGACAGAAGAGGGGCUGGGGCAUCCUGGGGCUGUCCCUGCCUGGGAGACUGCAGGGCUGGGCUGUGCUCUCUGGCCUCUCCUGCAGCUCCUCAGCUCUGGCAUUCCUUGCUCUUUGCCAGAUGCAGCCAAGGACCCGGCACAAGGGCUGGAUCCUGCCCGUAGCUGCUGGCGCUCUGUAGGCCAGAAGUUCGCGAACCUCGCUUGGUGUCGAGAGAUGAUCAGCAUGUUCACCAAGGGUGCAGCAGAGGCUGGCCCCACAGCCCCUCAGAGCAUACCUCCUGCUCCCAGCCUGGAUCAGUUUGGGGAGAGAGUUGUCUCCAGUCCCAGUCAAGUGCCAGGCUUUGUCAGGAACAUGCACCAGAGGCUGGCGUCCAACGAGCCUCCAGACGACUGGCUGUUCAUGGACAUCCUGCGGCUGACCGAGGAACAGCCCACUGAUGUGGCAGUGACCCUGCUGCGGUGUGCCCCGACAUGUGACAGAGCUGCCGCAAUCAUGUGGAAGACCAUCGCCUCGUCAGGAACGGCAACGGAAAAGGUGCUGCCCACACUGCUGUGUGUGAUGGACGGCUGGCCCAUGCAGAAAAUGUACACGGCUGACGGGGACAACAAGGAGGUCUUUGCCCUGGCUGCAACCAGGGUGAUUUGGGAGAUUCUCCGCCUGCCCUGGUGCCCAGAGCCGUUUGUGGAAUAUUCCCCCCAUCUCCUUGUGGCUCUGCUGUACCAAGUUCACACCAGUACAGAGCAGAUGUCAGAAGAAGUAAAUACUUUCUGGAAGAAAUGUCAGGAGGAAAAUGGCAUUACCGCCAACCCCAACAGCUUUGUAGUGGGCACUGUGAAGUCAUUGCUGUACCAUCUGCAAUGUCUGAAUUUACUGAUGGCUCUGGAACGGAAGUGUGCCUGGGACACGCUGCUCCGUGCUGAAACCCACCACUAUGCAAUGGGUCUGCUGGCCAGGGAGAUGCGCCGUGUCUGCCAACCUUUCUGCUCCUGCAUCGCACUCCGCCUGCUCUGCCGGCUCAGCACGGAGGAGCCAUGCUGGGAAAUGGGCUCCCUGGCGUUCCUGGUGGAGGUCCUGGAUUGCCUGGAUUUGAGUGAAUGGGGUAACAACAUCCUGGAGAUCUUGACCAAGCACCUGCUGAGCGAGUCCAUGGAGAUGCAACGCCUGGCCCUCAGAGGCCUUGUGAUGCUCAGCACAGACCCCUCAAUGGCCAAAAAAAUGUGCAGCCUGUCUGAACCCCUCAUGGAUUUCCUGAGGAAUGAAGACAUAGAGGUGGUCAAGAUGAGUCUGUCUGUGUUCACAAAUAUACUCGUGAACAAGGAUAUCCUAACAUCCUGCCCCACAGCCCCCAAACUGGCUGCCGCGCUCCGGCCCCUCUUUGACAGCGACAACAAUGAAGUGCAGUGGCUCUCCAUUGGCCUCUACAAAGAUGUGAUAGAAUCGGUAGUGGAAAGGGGAAAAAAGGCCCUGAAGCCUCAUGUGAGCGAGAGCCUGCUUCCUCUCUUUUUCCACUGCUACGACGAGAACCGGCGUGUGGCACAGACCUCUCGGGAAACGCUGCUCUCUGCAGUAAACUUCCUGAAGAGAAGGGAUCUCAAACAGCUGCUCAAGUUGGAUGACCCGUGGAGCUUUGCCGAGCACGUGCUGGCAGAGGACAGGAGCCGAGCGGCCGAGCACCUGCGCCAGGCCCUGCCGUACCUGCAGAGCCCACAGGAGCCCGUGCGAGAGGCGGCCGUCAGAUCCAUUGGGACCGCCGGGAUGCUCAUGAGAGGACAGCGGGAGGAGCUGCAGCUCAUCUGUGAGGCCCUUCAAGCCCUUAACACAGAUGAGAGCCCCUCCAACACAAACCUGAUCGUUCAAGUCAUGUUGGAUGAAAGAGCUACAUCACUAAGUUCAUCUUCUGGAUCGAAACAACCAGGACAGCAGCAGAUGCCAUGCAGGAGGAAACAAGCUGGAGAUCAGAGGGGAGCAGCUGGAGCUCCAGGCCCAGCUAAUGCUGGGCAAAUCUGACCUCACCUUCCCUCUUUACUGGUCCCUCCCUGCGGCCCUCAGAACCUGCCUGUUCCCUUCUCCCAAGCUUUGCCAUGAAUAAACAUUUCAGCUUCUUCACCUCAUUUGUAUCUUUGUGGAGCUGAAGUGGAUCAAAACCUGAGCCCUGGAGCACACAGGCCCCGUCCUGCCGGUCUUUUCUGUGCUGCGUUUUGUGCAGAGAAGCAAAACACAUCAGGCUGGAAAGGUCCCUGCCCUGGAGGUCUGGUUUCACAACACUGUGAAAGACCUAAGGGUCUUGCUGAGCACACUGAAGGUCAGCAGUAGGAUACAGAGCCUGGAUUUCAGAAGAGUCAACUUCAGUAUUUUCUGAAUCCAGCCGUGAGGGAUUCCGUGGCAAGCAUCCACUGGGGGCAAAGGAGCUUGGAAUGCUGGAAGUUAUUCAAGAACAGGUUCCUUGAAAGCACAGCAGUGGUCCUUCCCUACAAAAGGGAGAGCAAGAGGGCAGAAGCAGAGAUGGCCCUGAUUUCUAGUGAGCUUUGGGUGUGCUAAAGAGGAAGCAAA